UGUUUUCAAGUUGAGAAAAUGGAAUAAUAAUUGCUGCCCAGCGAAAUCGGUUUGGGCCAAUUAUUCAAUAAAUGUUGUGUCACUUGGUUCAAAAAUUCCCUGGUGGUAAAAGAAGAAAACUGAACUGAUAUGGACGACGUGGGUGUCGUUGGGAUAUUAAUCUUCUACAUCAUGGCAGCGUUCUUUUUGGUUCUGGAAAUGGAUGUAAACAUCCGGUACUAGUACAGCAGAACGCACUUUUUUACUUGCUCUGUUGCCGUUGGUAGUUGGUGCAGUUGCAGAGGUUGACGAUGGCUGUGAUGUACAAGACUUCGUACGCUCUCCCCAGGUCUACUAUGAGCAGCGCAACGUUGCCGGCCUUCAAACGCAAGCGCAUAGAGCAGUGGUGUGACGAGGUAGCCAAGCACAUAAUGGCGGGUAGCCUCUGCCAAACCGUCAUGGAUGACCUACCCUUCUACCAAGACAACGCUGCGGAUCCCACCUCUCCCAGCACCGACCACACCGCGGCCUCUCGGGGUACGAACGAACUUCAGCUGCCGUCCAGCGGAAACGACACUAGUCAACCGACAACACGAGAGAGCUCGUUGAAUACCGUCCUCGGUCGACCAACUCGUGCACCGGAAGUCUGUAGCUGGUCUUUGGGUUCAAGGACGCCUGUCUACAGCCACUACCACGAGCAGCGGCGCAAAGUCGAGCGGUUGGUGCAGGGACUUCCCGUGCAUUCGACAGCACGAUCCGCUCGAAUGCCGCCUGCAAGCCGCACGCCGCUUAUCAGCGCAAGCGCGGAAGUCGUGCGGCUAGCAGAAGUCAGUCCACUGGAAUCGUGUCAUCAGCAGCAAGGACGAUCAACCUUCGAGACACAGGCGUCCCGACCUCGGACCAAGGGUCGCCCCCGCAUCAGCGGUCUGCAGCGUUCUCCUUCCGAGAAUUCGAACUGUUUCUGGUCCCGAUCGCGGAGUCCAGCUGCCAUUGCAAGUCGCCCUCGUGCAAGUCUCGCGUCCAGGUACGGUCUCCGGUCGUCCGCUGAUGUUGUCGUCAUCGAGGACAAUGCUCGAUGUAGCCACAGCAGUAACCUUCUUGGGUCCGGUAAGUUUCUGACUGGAACGUGUGAUGCAGUCAACAAGUCACGACCUGGCCACGUAGCCCAUCGACAACUGUCGGCGAGUAACCGGGGACAGAUGAUGACCCUACAAGUGCAUCCCUAGUCUUCAUUGCUCAGAAUUACUGGGCCGUUCAAAGUUACUAAUUAAGGACUGCAUCAACGUGUACAGUCACUUCUACGCAAAAUUCAUCCAUCUUUCCAUUGUGCUGCUUACUCAGUACUGUCUGAGCUAACCGGAAGUUUCUGAAGUGUGUGUCGAUGCCUUAUCACUGGUUGCACGACAAAUACCGACGUGACUCCGAUGUUUCGUUCCCCAUUCCUUUCAUGACUAUCUCUGAACUUUAGAAGAUUUAGAAUUGACUCCUAUCCAAGGUCUCUGUUUUUAACAUCCGGUUUGACAGCUCUAAUAUCUUGCGUAGGACAUAAUGCAAGAAUUUGUUGUUACAAUUUACAGCUAUAUGUUUUACUGACAUAACGAACAGAGGAGGGAGCUGGCGUGUAGUUCUUAUCUAAAAACAUUGGAACUUUCAAACUAAAACAUUUUUCUUCUAGUGAUGAGAUUUAUGUGAGACAUUUUUUGUCAACAGUUGUUGAACAGUAUGCUAUGUCACCAUCUUAUCGAAAAUACACCUGUGUAAACAUCA
Messenger RNA from Pomacea canaliculata, 1746 nucleotides. RefSeq lists its product as uncharacterized. The transcript has a single exon. The record is from RefSeq and is a predicted model, not a curated record. NCBI's taxonomy places the organism in Eukaryota, Metazoa, Mollusca, Gastropoda, Architaenioglossa, Ampullariidae. Bases 291 to 1205 code for a protein of 304 amino acids.